Molecule: messenger RNA, 5757 nt
Organism: Oreochromis niloticus (Nile tilapia)
Lineage: Eukaryota; Metazoa; Chordata; Actinopteri; Cichliformes; Cichlidae
Gene: ankk1
Product: ankyrin repeat and kinase domain containing 1
Exons: 9
Coding region: 207-2474 (755 amino acids)
Biological process (GO): protein phosphorylation
Molecular function (GO): ATP binding; protein kinase activity; protein binding
Source: RefSeq, a predicted model, not a curated record
AUGUCACUCCUCGUAACUUCCACACAGCCAGCUCCACUUAUUUUAAAGUGUGUCUGUGUUCUUGGGCUUUUUCCUCUCCCCGUGUGAGACACAAGCUCCUGCGGUGCUGCUGAUCAAUGUUGAUCUGGAAGAUAAACCCUGUUGAUGUGAAGGAUUAAAGACUGAGAUUGUUUUGAGGGCUUGCGUGAGAGAGGAGCUUUGCACUCAUGGAUCGCCUUGACCGAGCACCUGGGCAGCUCAGGAACUUCCAAAAGGAUGAUUUUGAGGCUGACUGGAUUAAGGUGGCAAAAUGCAAAUCUGGUGAGGUGUACCAGGUCAAGGUCAAGCUCUGGCGGGAAAAAUGUGCGUUGAAAACUUUUGACACAACCUUGUGUGGAAACAACUUUUACAGGAAAGUAAUAGAGGAGGUGUCCAGCAUAGCCAAAUUGAAAUUCAAGUACAUAAUGCCCAUAUAUGGCAUGUGCAGUGAAGUGACUGCACUUGUGAUGGAGUACAUGAGUAAUGGGUCCCUGAACAAUCUUCUAGCCAGUCACACUUUGAUGUGGCCAAAGAAGUUUCAGAUGAUUCAUGAGACCUCCUUGGGCAUGAAUUUCCUUCACAGCAUGAAACCUCCACUACUCCAUCUUAACCUGAAGACUUCCAAUAUCCUUGUGGACGAUCAUCUCCACAUCAAGAUUUCAGAUUUUGGUUUAAUCCACUGGGAGGAGGGCAUGAACAAGACCUUGUUCAUGGAGCGUCUGACUGCAAGAGGGAACAUAAGUUACAUUCCUCCAGAGACCUUCACUGACUCCCCCGAUCCUCCAGGAACUACCUUUGAUGUUUACAGCUUUGGAAUUGUGAUAUGGGAAAUUCUGACACAACAGAAACCGUAUGCAGGUUGCAGUGUGACCACAGUGCUCUUACAGGUGUCACAGGGGAAGAGGCUCUGUGUGACUAUGAUACCCGAUCAGAGGCCUCCUGAGUGCGAACGGAUGAUCAGCAUCAUGAAGCAGUGCUGGGACGAUGAUCACAGGAAGAGGCCACCGUUUUCAGACAUUGUGAAGCAAACGGAGGCUCUGAGCGAAGUCUUUAAGGUCCCAGGACCAAUUCACAGUGGCAAAAAUGGAGAUGUGGAACAGAAAGCAAAUUAUCCCUGGCUGUUCUCAUCAGUGAAAAAGAUCACUAUUCCCGAAAUGUCCGACUCUCCUUCAGAUGGCCAGUAUGACAAGGAGGCCAUUCUCUCUAUGCUAUCAAAAAAGGACUUUGGCAGUUUCAGGAAGUCUGUGAGAAGGGAACACGUAUCCACACAGUUUUCCGGCAAAAAAACACUCCUUCACUGCACAGUAGCCACCGGUGAUUCAGAGAGUGUCGAGCACAUCCUGAAUCUGGGUGCCGAAGUCAACUGUACGACUGCCAAAGGUUACACUCCUCUUCUUAUUGCUGUUCUGCAGAGGCUACAUGACAUCAUCUCUUUGUUGCUGGAACAUGGCGCAGAUGUGAGCCUGGGAGAUGAGGAUGAUUGGACACCACUCCAUUUUGCAGCUCAAAAUGGUGAUGACAGGACUGUCCGACUCCUGCUGGACAAAGGUGCUGUCGUCAACGCCCAGGAAAAAACCGGCUGGAUGCCCUUCCACCUGGCCUGUCAAAAUGGACAUGAAACUGUGGUGCGCCUGCUGCUUUUGCGACAAUCGCAGGAAGCUGUCGUAGAACAGGAGAAGGCAAACGGGAGGACACCGCUCCACUUGGCCUCCAUCUACGGGCAUCUCAGUAUCGUGAAACUCCUCCUAACUCAUGGAGCAGAUCCCAAUGCGACAGACAAAUGUCUCUGCACUGCUCUUCACCUAUCAGCCGAGGAAGGCCAUAACAGAGUAGUCAGACAGUUGAUACAGAGUGGAGCAACUGUUGACAUUGGAGACAGCAAAGGGAACACUCCACUUCACCUGGCUGCUCUGAAGGGUCAUACAGGCAUAUGUAGGCAGCUGUUGUCAAACGGAGCAAACCCAGAUGCCACCAAUAUCCAGGGAUGGACCCCCGUGCAUCUGGCUGCCCUAAAGGGACAUGAAGCAACACUGGUCCAGCUGGAGAGUCAGGGUGGUUGUGUAAAUGCAAGAGGUGAGAACGGAUGGACUCCACUACACCUGGCUUGUCACCAGAGUAAGCCAGAUUUGGUGGCAAAACUCUUAUCAGGCAAGGCUGACCCAAAUGUCACAGAGGAGAGUAAAGGAUGGACACCACUGCAUGUGGCCUGUAACAGUAAGAGUUUUCCAAGUGUCCUCCACUUGAUAUCCCAUGGCGCAAAUGUCAAUGCUUUAAAUUAUGGAAAUGCCACACCUUUACACCUGGCUGCCCAGCAUGGCUGUGUACCCAUUGUAAAAGCUUUACUGAUGAAUGGAGCAGAUGGGACACUGCUGGAUUCUUUUGGAUCCACAGCUUUAAAUGUAGCUCAGCAGAGUGAAAAGUUGGAAAUAGUGGAACUACUAGAAAAUGGAUGUUAACUAUCAUGAGGAUUACAAUAUAAUGGCGAAGUUGCACUAUAGAGGAGGGAUUAUCAGGCAACUUAAAGCAUGAUAUUGAUGAUUUUUUCACAGAAAAACGACCAGUUUUGCCACGUGUAAGCAAACCAAAUCAAUUUCACAAACCCAUCUAUAUUUUGAAUUUUGUCAGACCAUUGCACAAUUGAAAGCAGAAAUCUAUUGCUGUCCUUGCUUAAAAAAACAGCAUCUGAUUUUUCCAGUAAUUACUUUCCCGUAAGUUCCACAGACGUACCACACGAUCAGGCAUUUGUAUUGAAAAUAAUUACUUUAAACUCUGAAUGUUUGACAGGGUCAUUAUUGUGAUAAACUGUGGUGAGCCACACACACGGGGGUCACAAUCGGGUGAAGUAUACUAUUAUGAUAAAGUAUAUUGAUUCUCCUUAUUGAAUCCCUGUGCUUGUUUGCUUUUUUAUGUGUGCUUUCCUGUCGACUGGAAGAUGGAAAUGAUAUAGUAAAAAGUGUUGCUGUUACUAAGGCAUUCUUCUGGUUAAACCUGCCAGACUUUAUGCAGGUAUUAUUUGUCCAAUCUGGUUAAAUGACAUAUAUCAGAAUUGACAUAGCCAUUUUUAACAGCUUCAUGUGAGAAUUUCUGAUUAAAAAUCCAUGUAUGCUUCAUGACAAGCCACAAUAAUUCCUUACAGACUGAAGGAGUCACUUCCCAGCAUGUGACACACUCAUUUACCACUGUGACACCUUAUUAAAUUGAAAUGAAAUGCAUGGAUUCAGGAGCUGUAUUGACCUACACAUUCACAGGGUUUUCCUGGAAUCACAGUGGACUGACUUAGAUGUAGUGCUAGGAGCUGAGCUGAAUCAAAGUACUGUAAAUGAACAGAGCAGAGUUAUAUUUGACCUACACUGAGCUUGAUUUUUUUUUAAAUAUGUUGCUAAGUGAAUGUCUGCUGUGUCAUUUUUAAAUUGCUAUUUUAUUCCAAGUUCAUUUUUCCCCUUCACAGCAUCUCUGACCCUGAGUAAAUUAAGUGCCUGUCUGUUUACCUGUGUUGAUUUUGAUUACAUCGUGACAGCAUGAAACCAUCAGUCCUCUUCUCCUGGUCAUUAGAAGAACUGGGUAAACUAUUUCUUUCUCUGUGUCUUGCCAUUUGUCUUUUUACCUGACCAAUACACUAUUAGAAAUGAUAGAUUAUGUAAAUGAUGGACAUAUUUUUCAAGUCUAAAAACCUGGGUCCACUGGGUCCACUCCAGAAGUGCAUUCUUUCCAUUGGCCAGCAGGGGGUAACACUCCUGGUUGUGAAAACAACUCCUCCCCUUGCUCAUCAUGUUCAAGAUGGCAAAGGUGAAGGCAAACAGCUUAAUGUUUCACAACAAGACAUCCUUAACUAAUGCGUGACAUCAUGGUGGCUACAUCCAUCUUUUAAUUACAGUCUGUGCUUUGAACCACUUGACUAAAAUACUAGAGUCUCAAUACAAACUAUAACCUAUAGAGAACAGUCAAAUCCUUUACUUUAAAAUCAUAAGAUUUUUGUUUAAUUUACACCUGCAAACAAAUUCUAAUUAUUUGCAUAGAUUUUUCCUUGUUCCUAUAUGCAAAGUCCUGAUUCAUAAUGUCAUGUAGUUUUAUAUCAGAAACCCAACAAGGUGAAAUAUAUGUUGACCGUGUUUUCAUUGAACAGAGUUUGAAAAGCAGGCAUUGUGUUAUGGAAAGAAUCUCGUUUGCAGAGUUCUGUUUAUUUCAGGUCGGGUUGGAUGUGAAGCAGAUUAUAGUUCAAAGUGUCCUUUUAACUGCAGUAAUUCACAUUUGAAAUGUAUGAAGCCUUUAAUGUGUAAAGAAUUGAAAGCAAAUGACAUUUGUGCAGUUGUUAUCCACUGUAAACAGUCAGAUGACAAUUUAACAGAUGUGAAUGAAACUUAUCCGUGGAAACCAGAGCUGUGUCAUUGUGUAAACUGUCUAACAGCAUUUCUGUCCUACUAGUAUUCAAAUCAAACAAUUCAUUUAAAAAAAAAGCAUGAAAAAAAAACUAUACAGGUCUUCUGAUCCCACUUCCUAAAAAAAAAAAACCCCUCGCUUUUCUAGCAUCUAAUCAAGCCCACCUAAAUCGAUGAUUCUGCCUCAACCUUUUUACACGUACGGUGACACAUUGGAUACCUUCUAUCGCAGCCAGUAAUUGGGUUUGAAGGCACCUAAACAAAUUUUAUUUUCUAAUAGGGAGACCAGCAGGAAGAAGAUAAUGCCGUGUAAGUUGCCACUAACGCAGACACCAACAGCAUCAGAGAGAAAGAAGAAAAUUGCAUUGUUGUGGUCUUUAGCUUCACACUGCGUCCUGCUAUACUUCAUCCCCCUUUUUUUUCUUAGUGAAUGUAUUCAUUCAACAUAUAUUAUUCACAGAGAAUUGAACAAUAGCUUAAUUAAACAUUCUCUGAUGUUCUUCCCCUCUGUGCUCUGAUGUCUUGUGUGAUGCAGUUAUACUACUUUGUGGAGUUUUAAUCUAAAUUAAACUCAGACUUCACGGCCUAAUUGCUUUGAAGUGACUCUAGACAACAGUUCACGGUGAUGUAUUCACCAAAACAAAGGCUCUUCUGGCUUUGUGUAACUCUUUGCAAUAUUGUAUACUAGUGCUUUCAAAAGCUUAUCAAAUAAUAUCAUGUGGAUAUGAGGCUGCUGAUACAUUUUUACAUCUCAUUGUCUUAUGCUGCCUUAACCCCUCAUGCACUGUUCAGAAUAAUUCGUCAACUUUUAAACCAUAAAUGAUGCAAAGAAGGACUCUUUGACAUUCACGGCUCUUAUUUUAAUGAUAGGAAUUAAUCUGGCCAUUUACUUGGUAUAUUUAGCUUCUCAGAAGAGAGCCAUUAUGCUCUCUGCAGACAACCCUCUUUAGCAGGGUUAAACUCACCUUUGAGCUGAGCCCCGUGGUGUUAAGCAGCUGCAAUCAUGACUGAUGCAGCUGUGUCUUUUGACCCAGGUGUGCAGCCUCAGCAGGGGCAAGCAGGCAUCUUUGGUGCUUGCUACAAUAAUUGAGUGAGUGAUCUGUCAUGCAUCAUGGGAGAUGAUUUUUUUUCAGAGUGAUGACAUAGAAAAUACUGGCACUGUCAUCUCUCUGUGACCUCUCACUCUGUGAGAAGACCCCACCUCGGCCUGUCUAAAUACCGAGCAUUAGUGCUUGCUGUUUUUCACUUGAGUGAACCACCCUUCACAUUAUCGGUUGAAGCAUUUUGGUCAUACCUGUGAUUGUAUUAAAAAUGACUUGAAACACUGAGAAAUUAAUCAACAUGCCCAAUUACAAUUGCUUGA